ACGUCACAGUAUCGCGGACGUGAUGGAAGUAAACGGAGACAGGGGGAAUCUGGAGAAGGUUCAGCACGUGCUGCUGGUUCUGUCGGGUAAAGGUGGAGUCGGCAAGAGCACCAUCACCACCCAACUGGCACUCGCACUGCUGCAUGCUGGGAAGAAGGUGGGGGUGCUGGACGUGGACCUGUGUGGACCCAGUAUACCCCGCAUGCUGGGUGUGCACGAGUGUGAGGUACAUCAGUGUGAUUCGGGCUGGGUGCCGGUCCGCGUGGGGUCGCUGUCCGUCAUGUCCAUCGGCUUCCUGCUGGACCAUCCCGACGACGCCAUCAUCUGGAGAGGACCCAAGAAGAGCGCUCUGAUCGGCCAGUUUGUGAGCGAUGUGGCGUGGGGGGAGCUGGACGUGCUGUUGGUGGACACGCCCCCCGGAACAUCUGACGAGCACCUGGCUGUUCUGGAGAACCUGAAGAAGCACAGAGUGGACGGAGCCAUACUGGUCACCACACCACAGGCCGUAUCGGUGGGAGACGUACGCCGUGAGAUCACCUUCUGUAAGAGGACCGGGGUGAAGAUUUUGGGCAUCGUGGAGAACAUGAGCGGCUUCGUCUGUCCACACUGCUCAGAGUGUAGCAGCAUCUUCUCCACGGGAGGAGGAGAGGAGCUAGCCAAGCUCACGGGGUCACACUUUUUGGGCUCGGUGCCGCUGGACCCCCUGCUGAGUGCCAGUGUGGAAGAGGGCCGGGACUUCCUGCAGACGUUCCCCGAGAGCGCCACCUACGGCGCCAUCAGAGGCAUCGCAGAUACAGUCCUGAACAGCCUGCAGGACUGACGCGCCCUUCAUCAUCAUCAUCAUCAUCAUCAUCACGAGGUUUGUGCUACCUCACCUGGUUCAGCUCAUCACCUCCGACCUCCAGCAGGACACCAGUGGUGUGGAAGCGUGUGAAGAACCGCAGCAGGAACCUCACACACUGUGAAGGACCUGGAAACAGAGAGCUGGAGGUUCUGCUGGUGUUGAGAUCAUUUCUGCAGUUCCUCAUGAUCAGGGAUCAAAAGUGUUCUGAUGUAUCUGAUGAAAUAUUUCUAAUAAAGCUUAUAAACAGA
Trichomycterus rosablanca is the source of this 1092-nucleotide messenger RNA. RefSeq names its product nucleotide binding protein 2 (MinD homolog, E. coli) (gene nubp2). Gene Ontology annotation, cellular component: cytosol. The transcript is spliced from 7 exons. Gene Ontology annotation, biological process: iron-sulfur cluster assembly. Gene Ontology annotation, molecular function: ATP binding; 4 iron, 4 sulfur cluster binding; ATP-dependent FeS chaperone activity. Lineage: Eukaryota; Metazoa; Chordata; Actinopteri; Siluriformes; Trichomycteridae. The record is from RefSeq and is a predicted model, not a curated record. Bases 23 to 820 code for a protein of 265 amino acids.